This is a messenger RNA of Dichomitus squalens LYAD-421 SS1, 324 nucleotides long. RefSeq lists its product as uncharacterized. The annotation marks the transcript as partial. NCBI's taxonomy places the organism in Eukaryota, Fungi, Basidiomycota, Agaricomycetes, Polyporales, Polyporaceae. The transcript has a single exon. The record is from RefSeq and is a predicted model, not a curated record.
AUUUGCGAUGAAGUUAUGGUAGAGUGCUUUGAGAAGACAAAGAAGCCUGUCAAAAUCUGUCACCAAACUGUUAUAAACCAUGCCAAUGGGAAGCGCAGUGCACACGAUUUCAAUGCAGGGAAGAAAUGGCUUUUACCGGAGGAGGAGGAGCAGGUCAUUGCAUUUGCUAUUGACACAGCUAAGCGUGGUUUCCCUCUGAAUCAUCGCCGCCUCAAGGAGCACGUUGACGAGAUCUGCCAUGCACGUGAAAUUCCUGGAUUCCCCAUUGAUGGCGUAGGACAGAACUGGACUCAGCGCUUUGUGGACAAUCAUUCCGAUCAUCUC